AUGUUCCUCAGUAUCGGGAAUGUAGACCAAAAGGAUUUUUCAUCCCACAGGUCACGGCGCGGAGGAGACUGUUGGAUAAACAGUCGAUGCAAGUUCGUAGAACGACGAGAUAUUCGCUUGUCCCAACUGGCCGCGAUUUCCUCGACUAGUUUGACCACUAACCCUAUUGUGGGUAGUCACGAGGAUACGAUAGAGUUCUCGGACGGUCACAGCCCUGCAGGAAACGGUUACGCCCUCCUUAUCUGGCUCCGUUAUUGUCCAGGUUCCUGCUUUCCCCUCUCUCUCAUCCCUUUACUCUCCGAAGGUCAAUGUGCAAGAAUUGCCGGGUUUUUAACAUCCAGGGAUCCACCGACCUACCGUUCCUACUACAAAAGUCCUUGCACUAGUCGUCGUAUCCACAACCGGUGCGAAACCAAUAACUCUGGGAGCAGGAAUAUCACUGGUAAUAACGUUCAAACAAAUUAUGGGAAAUCUGCUGAUCAUGGCAUUCGGGAAGGAGAUUCGGAUGAUGGAUCUGAGGACACGAAUGACUCCGAUGCUGACGAUAACGAAGGCAUCAAUGACUGCCGUGGAAAUGGCAACUGCGCGACAUCUUGGCCAUACACGAACGCCAUAUCUAGAAGAGGGAACUUGCCUGGAAACGGUCUUCAAGAUAGUACGGAACACGGAACAUACCCGGUCGCCGCAUCGUCAGCGUUUUCGUCUCCUCAGAUAGAGAUGCCCCUCACCCUACCUCAAUCCCAAUUCAAUCCUCUUUCUCCAUCUACAAGUCUUCAGCUUCAGUUGUUCCAAACACCGAGGCAGAUAGUCCCAUAUCCAACACCCCCGUGUUCCCCAUCCGCACCUCUAUCCAACAGAAAUCCUUUCGAUGAAGUUUACCUUUCCACGGAAUUCGACAAUCGAUGUCGGAUAUCCGGUCCUUCAUUUGCGUCUUUUGUUGGUGGUACUUUCUAUGAGAUUCCUUAG
Marasmius oreades (fairy-ring Marasmius) is the source of this 966-nucleotide messenger RNA. RefSeq lists its product as uncharacterized. Bases 1 to 966 code for a protein of 321 amino acids. The record is from RefSeq and is a predicted model, not a curated record. Lineage: Eukaryota; Fungi; Basidiomycota; Agaricomycetes; Agaricales; Marasmiaceae. The transcript is spliced from 6 exons.